This is a messenger RNA of Sporothrix brasiliensis 5110, 1089 nucleotides long. RefSeq names its product 37S ribosomal protein S9. The record is from RefSeq and is a predicted model, not a curated record. Gene Ontology annotation, biological process: translation. The coding region runs from base 1 to 1089 and encodes 362 amino acids. The transcript is spliced from 2 exons. Gene Ontology annotation, molecular function: RNA binding; structural constituent of ribosome. Gene Ontology annotation, cellular component: ribosome; mitochondrial small ribosomal subunit. Lineage: Eukaryota; Fungi; Ascomycota; Sordariomycetes; Ophiostomatales; Ophiostomataceae.
AUGGCAAGCAUAAGCGCAAGCUCGCUGUCCCGUGGGGUCGCCUCCUCCUGCCCACGGGCACGGAUGCGGCUUGAGCAGCAAUUCUCGCUGCUGCGGAUUGGCCCGGCACACAUCACCAACAAGCCCGCCGGCAGCCAAAUACUGGCGCAGACCAGAUAUCGCUCUGAACAAAUACACCGUCCAGAGCCGCCCGAGAGACAGCUGGUCCCUGCCUCGCUUGCCAAUACUAGCGACCUGGAGAUGGACGCGAUUCUCGAAAAGUACACAAGCGGCGCUCUCUCCGAAAGUUCACAGAGCGGCAGCGACAGCGAAGGUAUCGGUGGCGGCCCAGCCGCAGUCAACUUUCAGCAGCUCAGAGGCUAUGCGCGCGCCGUUCCCCUAUCUCCGUCCUACUUUACGCGCGCAGAGAACUUCACCGACCGCUUCCUGGCCCUGCAGGAUUUGUUCAGGCGGUACAGCAAACUGCCCAAACUCCCCUUGCAAGAGAUGGACCGUGUGGCAUGGAUGUCCAAGGACAAGUUUCAGGAGAUCUUUCACGAGUCAGUCAAGAAUUCAGUGUACCAAAGAUACCUGAGCAUGAUGAAGACCCUGCACCGCAUCAAUCCCGACCUGAAGCCGGCUGCUGUGACCGAGUUUCUCCGCGAAUUCAUUGUCAAGACGAAUUUUGACGAGAAUCUGCCGAAGCCGCAGACGGUCGACAAGUUCGGCCGUGCCCUGGGUGUUGGUCGCCGUAAGGAGUCGGUUGCGCGUGCGUGGGUAGUGGAGGGUACGGGCGAGGUGCUUGUCAACGGCAAGAGCCUUAGCGGCGCGUUUGCGCGCGUUCACGACCGCGAGAGCGCUACGUGGGCACUGCGGUCGACGGAGCGGAUGGACAAGUACAACGUGUGGGCGCUGGUGGAUGGAGGUGGCACGACCGGCCAGGCUGAGGCGCUGACGCUGGCUGUGGCCAAGGCGCUCGUGACCCACGAGCCCGCGCUCAAGACAGCACUCCGAAAAGCCGGCUGCAUUACGCGUGAUAGAAGAACGGUGGAGCGUAAGAAGCCGGGCCACCUUAAGGCGAGAAAGAUGCCUGCGUGGGUCAAGAGAUAG